Messenger RNA from Alternaria arborescens, 5178 nucleotides. RefSeq lists its product as hypothetical. The record is from RefSeq and is a predicted model, not a curated record. The transcript has a single exon. The coding region runs from base 1 to 5178 and encodes 1725 amino acids. NCBI's taxonomy places the organism in Eukaryota, Fungi, Ascomycota, Dothideomycetes, Pleosporales, Pleosporaceae.
AUGUUGCUUUCUGAGCAAGAUCCGAAUGGCGGCGGCCGCAUGUCUCGAGCCUCUAACGUCUCCGCCCUGAGCCGAACAUCAGGUAAACCCGCAUCGCGGGCACCCAGUUCUGAGAUUCAACCUGCUCUCGAUCGCGGUGUCUCGUCUAUGCUCCGAACCGGGACCGAGAUGGGCAACGUCGGCAUCGGCGCCCAGUUUGACGACUUGUCUGGCAUCAACAAUAUGCAGCGUCCCAUGCGUUCGCGUGCGACCAGCAGGAUGUCGACAGCUUCUUCCAUGUCCAACACCUCUAGCCGAGCCAGCAAGCAGCUCCGUCACUUCCCUUCGUCUUCUUCCGCACCACGCCAGCCAAUGUCACAUUAUGGGCAGCAGUAUGUUACCGACACGCUCUCUCCAACAACGACGAACGCCUCCGGCUCAUCGCCUUUUAAUGGAAGGGCCAAGAGCGACAGGGACUCACAUCGCUCGCAUUCGAUGACGCAUACCAUACAGGCACCCAGGUUCGGCCUCGUAAGCAACAGGUCUCUUACCAGUCUGCGCCCUCAGCCGGCAUCUCGAUCUUCGAACUCAUACAACUACCCGAUAUCAUACGGGAGUGGGCUCAGACCGCCUGGUCCAUACCAGGGAUCAGUCUCACUUGCCUUAGGCGACGACGCUCGACUACCACUCCAAGGAUUACAAGCGUACGACGACCAACGAGUUUCUUAUGCUGUUCAACCACAGAGCCAUGGCAAUCCAGUACGUGCAUACUACAACCAUCCGCAGCAGCAUGCUGGGCAGAGACAAGAAUAUCGUGGCUACAGCAGCCGGCACAAUCCAGGACAUAUAAGGGCCGCGAACCCGUCUUCCCGAUCUACCAUGAGUCUUGAGGAUCGUGCCGCCGUCGAGGACGAAGAAUUCCCUGUCUACGGUGAAUCCUAUUAUCGCGAUCAGCCCAGGCAGAUGCAGAACCUGAACAGCGGACAUCUGAUCCCUCGUAAGGCGCUGGGCAACGUCAUCCGCGAGGCUCGCUUAGAAGAUCGAAGGGAUCAUAGGCCUAGGGGUGGUGAGCCUCGUUCAGAGGCUCCGCCCUUGCCCGUUGAUCACAAACACCGUAUUGCUGUCGAACAAGCUCGUCUCAAGAGGUCUGCGCCUGCUUCCAUGUCCAGUUUUAACACGAAUUUGCGUACAGACUCAGACCCACCAUCGUCUGACAUGGCCCUACCGCCAACUCCGAAAGAUGGCAUCUCUAUAGAAGUGCACCGAAGCCUCGACAGAACCAAGGUCUUCAAAGUCGCAGAUACGAACCACCUGGUCGUUACAGAAGAACAUCCUGCGGUGCCAAAUUAUGGGAUGGAUGAACAGCUCGAACGUAAUGAGGCUGGAGAACCAGGAGCUGAAGCCAUCCCUAUUAGCUUCACAGACCGGACCAAAACCGUCGUCGAACAGUCUAGUCCUGAUGAAGCGACGUUGAAGAGUGGUCCUUUUUUAGGACAAGAGGCACGACCAAUGUUGAUGGAGGUCGUGUCUCCCCAGUCAUCAAGUAUCGGCCAUAUCGUAAACGGCGUUGCGGAACUCCCAGCGUCCCCAGUAGCUCGCCGUAUCACGAGGCAUUUGAUCCUAAGAGGACUGGAGACUUCAACGACGGACGAUAUCCAGUCUUCCAUAAAGUCAAUGAGCUUUUCGGGGGCAUCUCCAUCGCCCGCGGGGAAACCCUCGUCGCCGUCAAGAAAGUCAUUGAUUCCAAGGUCUCUGUCCCCGAAGUCCCUGACUCCAAAUUCUCCGACGACGUCAAAGACGAGUGAGUCCACUCAAUUGGAUCGCCUACCUGAUGGAAAGUACUCUGCAUCCGAUAUGAUAUCCGGAGCCGCAUUGCGUCCGGUAGACAGCCCAGAUAACUGCCAUAGCAUCUUGUCGCAAACUGGAUCCAGCCUUCUUGAUUCGUCAACACUUGAAUUCGCAAUUCAACAUUCCAUACCGACAGCCAAAAGUGGUGGCUUCCGAAAUGAAUCUGGCGUUCAACCUGAUGUUUGCAGGAACACUGUCAGUCCUGGCCACAGUACCGAGGAUGGCAUGUCGGAUGUCCUUGCAGGCUACCAAGGAAACGAUUCCAAGAAUGGAACUGGCGCUCUUGUGCGAGUCGGGACGAUCAAGAAAGACAUGAGCGAUACGGAAGAGCAUACAGAUGUUUCGACAGAUCACGACUUGAAACCACUGCCACUUGCUCUUCGCUCCAGGAACAGCCACGUCCAAAAGUCGUCCGAUGAACUGUCCUUCAAGUCGUGCACAGAUCAACCAGAGGCAUCUUUAGAGUCGACAUCGUUCCAGAUGGGAAAGGACCCUGGCAAAGGCUAUUCUGCGUCUGCGAUCGAUGUUGUGUCACAACAAGAUAGAUCUUGCAAGGAAGCAGAUGCCUGUUCUGUCGAGAUUUCUGCAAGUCCUGUCCGGACUUCCUCCGUACCAUCAUCUCGACUACCGUCGUCCAACUUAGGGACUCUGGUCAUGAGCCAAAACAGGGCGACUACUGAGGUGCCUCGGUCAAAGCCUCCCUCUGUUAUGCUUCGCAAGCAGCCGCCAGUGCCUCGCCGAGAAUCAAGCUUCUCCAUUGUGGCAAACAGACUGCGGACCAAUUCAAAGCAGAAUAUGAAGCAAGGCUCAGUAUCGGUGUCUGGUUCGUCAUCCACGCUUAGCACCACGCACAUGACGCCGGUGGUCCCACCACGUGAGUCUUCUACUUCAAAGGAAGCUCAACGUGUGCAUGCUGCAGUCUCUUUCUUAAUGCGCCCACUACCAUCGCGCUUUGCUAGGUCUCGAAAGUAUUCCGAGCAAGGCGAUCUGCCGAGGUCAGAUGAGACAAGUUCAUCUGCUCAUGAUGUGAAUCAAGACGUGAGCGAUGCCACGAGCUGUGAUGAGGUCGCAAGUUCAUCCCUGCCUAUUGUGGAGGUGCACGAUACACCAAAAGCUACAUCAUCGAAGCCAAAAGGGGUACCUGCCGUGAAAACGCGAGCCAUUACCUUUGAUACACCACAAGCUUGCAACCCGUACAAGGUACUUGGUAACAGCCCGCUUCCUGUUGCGCAACACGGAGAUCUCAAUAGCCCGACUCCUGCCACCUUGGAGCCCUCAUCUGUGUAUUCGAUGCAAGAUAACUCUUCAAACUCACAUGCAGACUCAACGGACGGAGUUGCGGCUGUUCCGGUACCUAAUUAUCGCGACAGCCAGACUACUACAUACUUAGAAUGGCACCGCUAUGAGCCCUCUGCGACAGGUGGUGGAGCUCAGCAAUCGCUUCCGUCAAGCGUUAUUGCGACUCAUUCCAACUCUUCUGCCUUGACCCCCUUAGCCAACAUUCAGGAGGACACCACAACGAACCUCAGGCUGUCCGGAUAUAGGUAUCCUGGUCCAUCUCGUUAUCUGCCUGAUCUGAAAGAGGAGUCGCACGAGGACUCGAGCCUCAACACGAGUGCCAGCAACCUAAAGGGCUCGAGUUUCCGCUUUGCGUUUGGGAUACCGUCGGGUGUUCGGGCUUCGGGAGAGGAUCCGAUCAAUUUCUCGAGAAGGUCUUCUAUGGUGUCGCAUCGUCAGAGUGUUAUCGGUAGCAAUGUUGGCAGCGCGCUUGGUCAGGCCCACGGCUUGCCUUCGAUGCGGUUCAGCCGAAUGAAUCUGUUUGAUGGUCUGACCGACGAGCUCGGCCUCCGCUAUUCGAGGUCGAUGGAGGAGGUGCCUAAAACGUCGCAGAGAAUGAGUAGAGGUAGUCCACUGCGUCCUGCUUCAGCAGGUGAUGUCACUGGAAUGCGCCUUUCUCUCGCAGAAUUGAAUGAGGCCGAGCGCUCAAGAUUGUCAAUGCAGCCUACCGCCAUGAUGAGCUUGUUCGCCAUGCAUCGUGCGCGUUCGCCGGAGCUCAUGGCGGAGAUUGAGCGGCUAACUAUACCUUCUGUUGGGGGGCUCACGCAGCGCUUUUCGGAGUUCUUUCCGUCGUUGAGGGAGUACUAUCAGUGUGGUGAGCCAUCUGAGUUUCCGAUUGAGGAAGGGAUCGAGAAGCACGCAUUGGAGGAGAUUCACGAGAUUCAUCCGACGCAAAAGCGCUCUUCAGCUCGACUUCGGCCUAUGCGUGGCGUAUCCCACAUGGUCGUUAUGGAGGACGACCUCUACGAUGAGAUUACGAGCAAGGAGAAGGAGAGUGGCAGUCCAGGUCGCCCCAACGAUGGGGGUGCUGCAAACAGCGCUAGUGAGGCAGACUCAAUCGCAGACGAGUCGGCCUACGAGGACGACGUGACUGCCACCCCAAAACACAACAAGACAGCUCUGUUUCCAAAGCUUCAAGUUCCGUCACCUGCUGUUUUACGUCCACGUUCCCAUACUGUCGGUCCUCAAGAGCUUCGUAUCUCAGGGGAUUCGGCUCUGCCGUCAAGAAGGUCUCUGAGAUCGAUCGUUUCGACACCCACAGCAACCGAGACGCGUCCUUGGAACUCGGACAAGAACUAUCCCUGGGCAACGUCAACAAACCCCGCGAUCGAGAUCUCACUCCCUCGUCCAACCGUCGCAAAGCACUCCCCUCGCCCUGGUCCCUCCCAUCUCCGCAGCAGAGUCUCUGACGCGAGUACUGCGAGCUCUUUCUCGACUGCUCAGACAGCUACAGCAUCGCCCUUCGGUUCACCAUCUGACAGCACUGCACACGCACGUCAUCAUCGCUUCAGCGCCUUUGGCCGUAACGGUGAUCAGCCGCACGCAGUCGGAGAACGCUAUCCUACGUCAGCUUUGUCUCCCCCUACGGCCAUCUUCCGUGAUCACCUUUCUGCCUCUGACACUUCUGACGACGAGCAUUACGACACCACGCACAAAACCAGGCUCUCGCUGCGGAAGCGGUUUUCGUCAACUCGCAAGGCUAAGCUUGAUAACCAAACAGCUAUCAGAGCUAGCAGAAGCAAGACCAACGCACAAGCCCUUGCCUCGCCCGAGUCUACCAAGCCGUCUACGAAUUCGAUCUUGCAGGACUGUGUUGGUGAAGCUCAAGCGUUCACGUCACCCACUACUGCAAACCGCCAUACCUUCCGUAACGCGGAGGGUAUGAGACCAGUUGACUACCGCAAACAUCGUAUCAUCGACCGCAUCAAGACUUGGUGGCACAAAGGCUCACAUUUGAUUCGGCAACUAUCAACCCGCAAGCAAUCCUCCACUACGGAUACCACAACUACGUAA